This is a messenger RNA of Psylliodes chrysocephalus, 1042 nucleotides long. The record is from the annotation of a GenBank genome assembly. NCBI's taxonomy places the organism in Eukaryota, Metazoa, Arthropoda, Insecta, Coleoptera, Chrysomelidae.
CUCUCUUAAGACCCUCUUACAGCCUAAGUCAACCUUCUAAACCCCCUUAAUGAUCCACUCAUGGUAGACAACGUCAACCGUCGUUAACCAUCUACUUUGCUUAAAAAAGAAAUUAUUUUGGGUUAAUUUGUAGGUUUACGGUAUUUUUUUAUUACCUGCACAUUUAAGAAGAAGUCACCUAAAUCAAAAGCAAUUUUUCUCAUCACUGCUAAAGCGUCACAAUUUAAACGUGUGUACUGUUUUUAGUACCGACAUUUUUUUAGACUUCAGUAACAAAAGUAGUGCAGUAUUUUUUCUUCGUGCAAUGUUUAGAAUGAGCUCUUUAUACAUUGCAGCACUUAUUUUUGUUAUUAUUGGCCACGUUAAUCUAGUGAAAUCUAGUGAAAAUUUUAAUGUAUUUGAUAAAAUCAAGUCCGGUUUUAAAAUGGCUGGAGAAUUAUUUUCCUCUGAUCACGCCAGUAAAGUUGCUAAUCUAGUAAGUAAUGCACUUGGAGGAAAAACUAAUCACGAAAAAACUGAAGAGAAAUCAAAUAUUUUUUCCGGAUUUUUGAGGCUUUUUGGUUUUGAAUCCAGACAAAUUAGCGCUAUAACUGUGAAUGCUAUUAUACUAAUAGCACAACUGAUUGGAUCAACCCUUAGUCCAAAACAAAAAUAUAAACAAAUCGAAGAAGAUAAACCUUUCGAUUGGAUGAUGAAGAAUGACAUGAUUUCGGAAAUCGUAGAAGAGACUAAAGAUGAAAAUCUUUCUAAUAAUAUCAUCGAUUAUGUGGCAGAAAGGAGCCUUGAUGAAGAGACGGGUUGUGUUCAGCUUUUACUAUGCAAAAUAAAACCGUUUAUAGCCGAAAUGCAAAGAGCAAUAAAAGAAAGGGGAAGGGGGAUUGUUAAAGGAUACAGAGUACUUUUUGAGUAUUUUCCUAAUGCUAGUGUGGUUGCUGAAAACGGGGAUAAAUGUGAAAGAAAGUAUUAUUAUUGUAAAAUCCCACUCUAAUAGUUAGUUACAUAUAUUAAUACAGCAAAUUAAUGUUAAUAAUAUUUAAUAAAG